AGGAGGAACGUAGAUGCAGAGGACAGGAGGAUACUGGGCACACCUGAUUAUUUGGCACCUGAGCUCUUGCUUAGAUAUGAACAUGGACCAGAAGUUGAUUGGUGGGCGUUUGGGGUGUGUAUGUUCGAAUUUUUAACCGGCUUCCCUCCAUUCCUUGAUGACACCCCAGAGAAAAUAUUUCACAACAUUCUCAGC
This is a messenger RNA of Helobdella robusta, 195 nucleotides long. RefSeq lists its product as hypothetical. The annotation marks the transcript as partial. Gene Ontology annotation, molecular function: ATP binding; protein serine/threonine kinase activity. Gene Ontology annotation, biological process: peptidyl-serine phosphorylation; intracellular signal transduction. Lineage: Eukaryota; Metazoa; Annelida; Clitellata; Rhynchobdellida; Glossiphoniidae. Gene Ontology annotation, cellular component: nucleus. The transcript has 2 exons. The record is from RefSeq and is a predicted model, not a curated record.